Moesziomyces antarcticus is the source of this 735-nucleotide messenger RNA. RefSeq names its product 40S ribosomal protein S15. Gene Ontology annotation, biological process: translation; ribosomal small subunit assembly. Gene Ontology annotation, molecular function: structural constituent of ribosome; RNA binding. Bases 1 to 735 code for a protein of 244 amino acids. NCBI's taxonomy places the organism in Eukaryota, Fungi, Basidiomycota, Ustilaginomycetes, Ustilaginales, Ustilaginaceae. Gene Ontology annotation, cellular component: ribosome; cytosolic small ribosomal subunit. The transcript has 3 exons. The record is from RefSeq and is a predicted model, not a curated record.
AUGCUCGAGGCAGCUCCUGGCUCUCUGCAGGGCCCUGUCCGCAGCGCUCUCGAGAGCAGAGCGCGCGCUGGGCAGACUUGGACGUUGCGUCGCCGUCAUUCUACCUUCUUCCUCCUCACCAUCAAGAUUGCCCAACAUCAUCUUCGACACUUAACCAAUUUGCAACUCGCUGCGAUCGUUUCAUGUCCGCCUCUCACCACAGCCUGGAUUUCGCCUCACUACACCAUCGCUCUUAUUCGACCCAGAAGCAUGUCACGCAUUGCACCGUCCGCCCCUGCUUCGCAGGAUGACUACGACGCCGCCGCCGCUGCCGAGCUCAAGCGCAAGCGAACUUUCCGCAAGUUCACCUACCGUGGUAUCGAGCUCGACUCGCUGCUCGACAUGACCAACGAGGACUUCAUGCAGGUCGUCCACGCCCGUGCCCGCAGAAAGUUCCAGCGCGGCCUUAAGCGCAAGCCCAUGGGCCUCAUCAAGCGCCUGCGCAAGGCCAAGGCCGAGUGCCAGCCCAACGAGAAGCCCGCCAUGGUCAAGACGCACCUGCGUGACAUGAUCAUCGUGCCCGAGAUGAUCGGCUCCGUCGUCGGCAUCUACACCGGUCGCUUCUUCGUCAACACCGAGAUCAAGCCCGAGAUGGUCGGCCACUACCUCGGCGAGUUCGCCAUGACCUACAUCCCCACCCGCCACGGCGCCAAGGGUAAGGGUGCCACCGUCGACCGCUUCCUCCCCAUCCGAUAA